Messenger RNA from Osmia lignaria (orchard mason bee), 3431 nucleotides. RefSeq names its product mismatch repair endonuclease PMS2 (gene Pms2). Gene Ontology annotation, cellular component: MutLalpha complex. Gene Ontology annotation, biological process: mismatch repair. NCBI's taxonomy places the organism in Eukaryota, Metazoa, Arthropoda, Insecta, Hymenoptera, Megachilidae. The record is from RefSeq and is a predicted model, not a curated record. Gene Ontology annotation, molecular function: ATP hydrolysis activity; ATP-dependent DNA damage sensor activity; mismatched DNA binding.
UACACUAUUUUUUAUAUGUAUAAUGAAAUAUAUUACAAAAAUGAAUAUAGUACAUCAAACGUGUUAUCGGCACAGUUUAAUUCAUUUUCGCGCCAUAUUAUGGCUGUUUCAUUUUGCUCAACUUACAGCCAAUCAAAUUCAAACAUUUAAUAAACGCAUGUUACUUGAACUAGUUGAAAAAAGUCAUUCCGACUGCAAUGUUCUCUUAAAAUUUAGGUUUUUAAGGUACGGUGGUGUAUUACUUCACGCAUAAAGAAGAUAUAUGGAUGUUCUCUCUUGUAUGUUAACAAAAUGACAGAACCAACUCCAACAAUAGAAAAAUCGAAGAAGAUUACUGCCAUAAAUAAACAAACAAUUCAUAAAAUUUGUUCUGGUCAGGUGGUGUUUGAUCUGGCAGGUGCAAUAAAAGAACUGGUAGAAAAUAGUUUAGAUAGUGGUGCUACAUUAAUUGAUAUUAAAUUAAAAGAUUAUGGGAAAACAUGUAUCAGUAUAAGUGAUAAUGGAAGCGGUGUUUUAGAGGAAGAUUUUGCAGGAUUGGGACUGAAACAUCAUACAUCCAAACUGAAAGAAUUCUCAGAUCUGACUGAAGUAGAUACCUUUGGGUUUCGUGGAGAAGCUCUUAGUUCACUCUGCUCUUUAGCUGAAUUAAGUAUCAUUACCAGACAUUCCACAAGUGAGCAUGGUUUUAAAUUAGAAUUUGAUCACAAUGGUAUACUGCAAAAGAAAGAAGCAUGUGCAAGAGAAGUAGGUACUACUGUACAUGUUAAAAAUAUAUUUAAGUGUCUUCCAGUAAGAGCAAAAGAAUUUACAAGAAACCUAAAAAAGGAAUAUGCUCGAGCUAUCCAAGUGCUAUAUAAUUAUUGCAUAGUUUCUACUGAUACAAAAAUAACAUGUUCCAAUUCGGUAUCAGGAAAAUCUAAUGUUGUAGUUACUACUACAAACUCCAGCAGUAUUUUAAAUAAUAUUAAUAUAGUGUUUGGCAAGAAAGCUUCAAACGGUCUUCUUAAACUUGAGUUACUACCUCCUGAUGAAGCAACAUUACAAGAGUACAAUUUACGAAAUGAUGUAGCUAUAGAUUUUGAAUGGGAUUGCUACGUUAGCAGUUGCGAUCAUACUGUCGGACGAUCUACACCCGAUAGACAAUUUUUUUAUGUAAACGGUCGACCAUGCGAUCCUGCGAAAGUAAAUAAAUUAAUAAAUCACAUUUAUCACAAAUAUAACAAUAAACAAUAUCCAUUUAUUUUUUUAAAUUUAAAACUUAAUAAACAAUCGACCGAUAUUAACGUAACUCCGGAUAAAAGAACUAUUUUUUGUACACAAGAGAAUUUAAUAUUAGCAGCUCUGAAAUUCAGUUUAAUAAGUAAAUGGGAUAAGUUACAAGGAAACUUGAAUGUGAAACCUAUAUCUGAAUUAAAUUUUGGAACGAAGAGAGCAAUUUCACCGGCGAACACAAAUCCCCCAGCAAAAAGAUUUCAGAAUUUACAAACAUCAUCGAAUACAGAACAUUUAGAUGAAAAUAGUGUACAGUAUGAUAAUAAAAAUAAAAUUAUUGAAUAUGAUAACUACAAUGUACAAAAUGAUAUAUCGAAUCAAACAAAAAUAUUGGAUGAUGCUGAAAUGUCAAUUAGUAUGUUAACAAUAAAACAAAAGUUUCAAGAAAAAGAGAACAAUUUAUCGAAGCUUGUUACCACGAGUACAAGAAUUAAAUAUAAGGCACAAUUGGAAAGUGCUAAAAAUUCUGUCGCCGAAGAUGAACUGAAAAGGGAACUAACGAAGGAAUCUUUUCUUAAGAUGGAAAUAAUAGGACAAUUUAAUCUUGGUUUUAUAAUAGCCCGUUUGGAAAAAGAUCUAUUUAUUAUUGAUCAGCAUGCUACUGAUGAAAAGUAUCGCUUCGAAAAACUUAACAAUGAGACGCAACUAAAAACUCAGAAAUUAAUCGUUCCCAAAGCAUUAAAUUUGUCUUCUUUAAAUGAAACAAUAUUAAUUGAACACCAGAAAACGUUUGAAGACAAUGGCUUCUUUUUUAAAAUUAAUCACGAAGCCGAAUCAGGACAGCGUGUAGAACUCACAGGAAUGCCAGUCAGCGGAUAUUGGCAAUUUGGACAAGAGGAUAUAGAAGAACUGAUUUUUCUUAUUAGAGAAGGUGGCGUGGAACAUAAAGAAAAUCGUAUAUACCGUCCAAGUCGUGUGAGGCAAAUGUUAGCAUCAAGAGCUUGUCGUAGUGCAGUUAUGAUUGGUACAGCUCUUAAUAAUAACGAAAUGCAAAAAUUAGUUACACAAAUGGCGCAAAUGGAAAACCCUUGGAGUUGCCCUCAUGGUAGACCAACGAUAAGACAUCUAUUAUCAUUACAUCUUGUGCAUAAAUAAACUAUAUUUCUGAAGUUUGAAUUAAAAAAAUUUAGAAUCAUUAUUCUAGAAUUCUAGUUUAGGGUAUUAUUUUGAUUGCAAAUAACUUUUAAAACAUUGUAUUCUUAAAGAAAUUAGUUUAUUAUACACUAAUUGUACGAAAUAUGUUAAAUCCUGAAUGUGCUGUCGAUAUUACAACACCAGUACAUUGAGGAUGCCAAUGUAGUUCUUUAAUAUCAGUUUGACCUUGAUGUAUAAAUAACAACUGAGAAGGCAAUUCCUUUAAUUCAUUAUUUUCUGUGGCUUCCGAUUGAUCGGCUUCUACUGACAAAUCCCAUUGAGCAAUCUGAUCAUCGGCUCCACCGGAAGCAAAUACAGUAGCUUCUUGUGGAUGCCAUUCCACUGUUGUAACAGGUGAAGUAUGCUGUUUAAAUAUGGCUAAUGGACUUGAGCCACUAGAACCAAACUGGCGCAAAUCCCAUACACAAAUCAAUCCAUCGUCACCGCCAGACACAAGAAACUGGCUUUCAUUGCGAUUCCAUGAGAUAACGUUAAUGUCAGCAGUAUGUGUGCCAGAUGCUGUCAACAUGCAAGCGGACUGCGGGCUUGAUCUCGUAUCCCAAAUUUUAAUACUGUAAAAAUAAUAGCACGAAGCAAGCACAUGCCUUUCAUUAGGAGACCACUGAAUAUCUUCGACGCUAUGUGGUGCGUGUGAAUUGUAUGGUCUUUGAUCCACGUGCCAUGUCGCGCUAUUACCAUUACUAAUACGCCAUAUGUGAAUAUUUCCUUUACAAUCACCAGAAGCUAAAGUACCUAUUUCAGUUGGACACCAAUCUAAUCCAUAUCCUUCCGACAGAUGUCCUUUAAACGUGAAUAAUGGUUUGAUGCCUCCAUCGUGUUUCUCACACUUCUUACGAUAAGCACGAAGCAUUUCAUCAUUAUCAAGUGCUUUUAAUUGUUCAUCUAAAUUCCAAAUAUGUACACGACCCAAUUCACUCCAACUUGCUGCAACAGUUGCGUCGCCGAGUUUAGCGUAUCUGUUGAAACAAAUGAAACAUUAUAAAAUACAGGUAUGAAGCUGCAAA